Messenger RNA from Pogoniulus pusillus (Red-fronted tinkerbird), 1943 nucleotides. RefSeq names its product adaptor related protein complex 3 subunit sigma 1 (gene AP3S1). The transcript is spliced from 6 exons. Gene Ontology annotation, biological process: Golgi to vacuole transport; intracellular protein transport. NCBI's taxonomy places the organism in Eukaryota, Metazoa, Chordata, Aves, Piciformes, Lybiidae. The record is from RefSeq and is a predicted model, not a curated record. Gene Ontology annotation, cellular component: intracellular membrane-bounded organelle; AP-3 adaptor complex; membrane coat. Bases 184 to 765 code for a protein of 193 amino acids.
GCCGGCAGCGGCUGCGGGUCGCGGGCGACGUGGUGCGCGCGCCUGGCUGCUGCCGCCGCUCGGAGAGCGCCGGGGGAGGGGCGCGGGUGGGGAAGCUACGGAGAAGAAGAGGAAGGAAGAGCAGGAGGGGCGGUGGCACAGAGCAGCGAGCCUGGCGGCUCCCGCCGCCGCCUCGGCCCCACCAUGAUCAAAGCCAUCCUCAUCUUCAACAACCACGGCAAGCCGCGGCUCUCCAAGUUCUACCAGCGCUAUAGUGAAGAUACACAGCAACAAAUCAUCAGAGAAACUUUCCAUCUAGUAUCGAAACGAGAUGAAAAUGUCUGUAAUUUCCUAGAAGGAGGACUAUUAAUAGGUGGAUCUGAUAACAAACUGAUUUACCGACACUAUGCCACCUUGUAUUUUGUCUUCUGUGUGGAUUCUUCAGAAAGUGAGCUUGGCAUUUUAGACCUCAUACAAGUAUUUGUGGAAACACUAGACAAAUGUUUUGAAAAUGUCUGUGAACUGGACUUAAUUUUCCAUGUAGAUAAGGUCCAUAACAUACUGGCCGAAAUGGUCAUGGGUGGAAUGGUUUUGGAGACCAACAUGAAUGAAAUUGUCACUCAGAUUGAUGCUCAAAAUAAACUGGAGAAAUCUGAGGCUGGUUUAGCUGGAGCUCCAGCCCGGGCUGUUUCAGCUGUAAAGAAUAUGAACCUGCCAGAGAUCCCAAGAAAUAUUAAUAUUGGUGACAUCAGUAUAAAAGUGCCAAACCUACCCUCUUUUAAAUAACAUGGCCACUCCAGGUAAAACCAAGGAAGAAGUGUAAUAGAGAUUUACUGCUUACUUGUUUACUAAAUGAGCACCAUGUCUAACUUUUGCUAUUUGGAUAAAACUCAAGGUACUGUUUAGACAUCAUUUGAAAAAUCAGUGUGUGGAAUUGAGCGUUGCUUUUGUCUUGUUUGUGAAGUUAAAGGAAAUGGGUAGUUCCCGUGUGAUUUCUGAAUUACAUUCCUGUGCCCUUAUAUGGCAUAUCACUGUGUCUCGGCUGCUGCAGUAUUUUGGGAAAGUAUUUAAGAUGUUCUUUACUUUGUAUAACCUAUAACGCUGAGGGUUUGGGGUUUUUUUUGUAUAUUCACUAAGGUCUAUAAUUAGUGCAUUCCUUAACUACUUCUGCUGUUUGUCAUGAUUAUUUUAAAGACUUUAGUGCAAACAUUGCAUGAAAACAUUAAACUCUUGUUUUGUUUUAAAUAAAAUCAUAACAAACUGGACUUUGAAAUACCUGUUUGUCUGAAAUCUACUCUUUGCAAUAAAUCAUGUUAUUUCCUAUCCAUGGAGCCAAUUGACUAUAUCUGAAUACUGUUGUAGCAAGCAUUGAUGUUGUAGUUUAACCUCUGAGGGAAUUACAUGGGGGUGCUGUGUUGAACUUAUUGGCUCUUCACAUUUCUCACAAAAGCUGUUCAUUAUUUCUCUGAAGGAAAAAUUGCCUUUACUGAAGUUUAAUGACUUCUGUUUACAUAUAGAUGUUGAGAAGAUACUUACACAAUCUGAUAGACUUUCUCUGAUGGUCAGACUUUGGUUUGGGGAAAAAAGACAUCUGCAGUUACUAUCUGUGUUCUAAGAAGUAUAGAAUGGGCUGAGAAUGGGCAGCUCAGAAGUGUAAAUGUGAGAGCAUCAAGCGGUGUGACAAAGAAAGGCACUCUGGAAAUGAGGAUACUUGAAUAGGGCCUCUGUGCCUGGGGAUAUCUGUGAUUCUCUACUUUGAGAAUUAGACUUAAAUUAACAUUGUCAAGACCUCAAAAAAAUCUUAAGUGCUAUCACCUCUGUGUAAGUUACUCAGCUCUUAAACUCUUUUGUGAUUAAAAAACAAAGGGGAUAGAGAUUGGUUUUUAUAAUCAUGUGUUUAAGCUCUGUGUGAUGUACAAGUCUGUUUAAAUGAAUAAUAAAAAUAUCAUUGAGAUAUUUAAGAA